UCGAUCAUGGCACUGUGCAUAACAUAAACAAAUUUUUGACAUUUUAGAGUUUGUCAAGCAGAAAUAAAAGUGACGCUAUUUUCCAAGAAAGGAAGAUACCUAGAAAAGGAGAAGAAGAGGAAACAGAUCUGAAAAUGUUUGUGCAAAUAAUAUUAAAACUGCACACGCAAGUAGUUUUUUAAGAUAUAUUAUUGCUUACGUUACGUGUAUAUUUUAUUAGCAAUGCCAAAUCGUGAUGAUAAUGCUGACAAGCGUGUUAAAGGAAAGAGUAACAGUCGUAGAAACUUAAAUGCAGAAAAUGAACUGGAGCCAGUGCACAAACCAUUACAUCGUCAUAGACGGGUCCAUAAGGCAAAGCAUUCAAGAAAUAACGAUGCGCUUGGAGAAUUGAUGGGUAGGAAUGGAAAUAGUGAUAGUGCUGUGCUACCUAAGAAAAAUGGCAAACGUUGCAUUCAAAGGGAUAUUGAUAAAUUGGUUGAAGAAAAUCGAAUAUUAACAAUGAGACUUGAAGGCUCUGACAUAGAUCCUGAAACUUUUGCAAAAUUGAAGGAAAAGGAUUCCGUAAUGUCAAGAAUCUGCAAUAAGUAUCACAAGUUGUUGAGAGAUCGUGAGGAGCUUCAGCAAGAAUGCGAGAAGCUGAAUGCUCUAUUGGCAGAACAUGAAACAGAAUAUCGCCAACUGCACAUACAUCACAAGGAAUUUAUAGAGGCUUUACAAAAAGCUGAGAAAACAAAGGUCAAUCUUCUAGCAUUCAAUCAAAGAUUCAAGGUUGAAAAUGUUCAGUUAAACGAGGAUGUACUGCUUCUUAAAAAUGUGAUAUAUCGAUUAAACGCAGAGCUAGAGAGGUAUCAAGAUAAAUUAAGGGAAUCUGGCCAAAGUGUUGCAGCCAAAGAUAUUAACGAUAUAUUAGACUCUAAGGCGCAAGCCAACGACAUUAAAAAGGUAUUGGAGUCAUGGGGUUCUGUGAAUACUCAUGUACUAGGCCCGCUUUUAGAUGCUUAUCAGGAAAGUCUGUCAGAGAAACAGGAGCUUAUAAACAAAUAUGAGGAAGACAUCGCGAAUUUCGGCGCUAGAUGUAAGGAGGUUAUUGCGGAGAAUGAGUCCAUGCAAAGUGAAAUGGAGAAGCUCAGAUCACAGUGUACCAAGUAUGCGGACGAAAUCAAGAUGAUAUCCGAGGACGCUGAUCUGCUUAAGGAAUUAAAUGAGUGUUACGCGAAACAGACAGUUCACCAGAAGCAAAAGAUUCACGAGAUCCAUUCUUUGUAUGAGCAAAAGGUGGAGACGAUGUCGUUUGACAACACUAGACUUCACGAGGAGUGUCUUACUUCCAAGACGGAGCUGAGUAAUCUCCAAGGGAAAUAUGAUGUUCUUCACAAAGAAUAUGAGAAGCUGCAAAAUGACAAUACAAAAACGAUGCCUAUCGACGUUCACAAUGCUGCAGUCGAGGAAUGCAAAGAACUGUUUGAGAAAUUGAAACGUCAAUACGAGACUGAAAAGGAAAAGCUAUCCACUCGUAUUAAAGAAUUGGAAGAACUACAUUGCCAGAAUAAAACGCAAUUGGACGUAGUUACUAUAGAGAAAAAUCAAUUGAAAGUAUCGAAUAAAAAUUUUGAGAAGAAUUUGAAACGAACGCAGCGGAAACUGGAGCAUAUUCAAAAGAUCGCGCAUUCCGUGCAAGUAUCUCGUGAUUCUUUCAAGAAGCAAUUAAAGAAGACUGCUAUGUAUUGUGAGGAAUUGUUUAACGAAUACGAGAGGACAGUCGCCGAGCGGGACAAGCUGGUUUCUCUUCUGCACGAAACAGAAAACGAAAAUGCGAGUAUUCAUUUUCUCGGCGAUACCAUCACACAACGUGUGGGUCAUUUGAAGAAGCAAUUAAAGGUCGUACACGAGGGUGCCAAGCAACAAUUGGAGAUGGCGGAGAAAAGUAUGAAAGUACAGCAGCUCGGAGUGCAUCGGAUGAAAGAUGAAUACCAGCGAGAACUGCAACGCCUCAAGCACUUGGUGAGACAGAAAGAGGAGGUGAUCGGGCGACUGCAGAAAGAGAUCUGCGCCACUCGUGAGAAUUUAGAACUCAUUUGGAAAGCUACUGCUACAGAUCAGAAAAAAGUUAAGGGAGCGUUGAAAAAUGUAAAGAUUCAGCAUGUCUGAAGUAUGUCUCGGACAGAUUAUUUGACGAAAAUAAUGUAAAAUAAAUAAUACUACCGUUCAGCACGACAAAAAAAAAUUAACAUAUAAGUAUUAUUGCGAACGAAUAAUAUUUAUUUGGUCUAAACAAUGCAUCAGAAACAAAACUGAUUAACUCAAGAAUACUUUAUCGACUAAGUAAAAGGAAGAACUAGUCAUUAUUGUGUACAAUCUUUGCAAUUUGUUACAUAUAUUGUUAUAUAUCUAUGAUUGCGAUAGUUGUAUCGUUUUCUCUCUACUCAAUAAACAGAAGUAAAAUAUCGAGA
Messenger RNA from Odontomachus brunneus, 2450 nucleotides. RefSeq names its product centrosomal protein of 89 kDa (gene Cep89). Gene Ontology annotation, cellular component: ciliary transition fiber; centriole. Lineage: Eukaryota; Metazoa; Arthropoda; Insecta; Hymenoptera; Formicidae. The record is from RefSeq and is a predicted model, not a curated record. Bases 223 to 2148 code for a protein of 641 amino acids. The transcript is spliced from 6 exons. Gene Ontology annotation, biological process: mitochondrion organization; chemical synaptic transmission; cilium assembly.